This is a messenger RNA of Beauveria bassiana ARSEF 2860, 2217 nucleotides long. RefSeq names its product histone deacetylase. Gene Ontology annotation, biological process: chromatin organization. Gene Ontology annotation, molecular function: histone deacetylase activity. NCBI's taxonomy places the organism in Eukaryota, Fungi, Ascomycota, Sordariomycetes, Hypocreales, Cordycipitaceae. Gene Ontology annotation, cellular component: histone deacetylase complex. The transcript is spliced from 2 exons. The record is from RefSeq and is a predicted model, not a curated record. Bases 1 to 2217 code for a protein of 738 amino acids.
AUGGAUACGGAAAAGGCUGAAGCUAGGAUGGAGGGUGAUGAUCACCCCAUGGGGGAAGCUGAGCCUAUGAAUGGCUCUGCUAGCACCCGAGCCGACGGCGACGGCAGCCCUUCUAACUCUGCCGACUACGAACCGGAGAGUGAGCCUGAUGAGAGUUCCGUCGCUCUGGAGCUUCUUCGUCGUCGUGGCCUGCUUCCCACAGGAUGCUGCUAUGAUGACCGCAUGAAACUUCAUAUGAACGCAGACUUUAGCCCUAACACCCACCAUCCGGAAGAUCCCAGGCGCAUUCACGAAAUCUUUAAAGCAUUCAAGCAGAUGGGCCUCGUCUACACCGGCCCGCAAUCAGAGCUGCCCCGAAUCAUUAAAGAGUCCCCUACAAAGUAUAUGUGGAGGAUCCCUGCUCGACCAGCGCGGAGAGACGAAAUCUGUCUGGCACAUUCCGCCGAGCACUUGUCGUGGGUCGAAAGCAUUGAUAAGCUGAGUUCCGCCGAACUCCGCGCACUCACUAGACAGUUUGAUCAAGGGCGGGAGUCGCUGUAUGUGGGUAGCAUGUCUUACCCUGCUGCUUUGCUUUCUGCUGGCGGCGCCAUCGACACGUGCAAAAAUAUCAUCGAAGGCCAAGUCAAGAAUGCCUUUGCAGUUAUCCGGCCGCCGGGACACCACGCAGAGUACGAUCAGGCUAUGGGUUUCUGCUUCUUUAAUAAUGUACCUGUGGCGGUGCGUGUCUGUCAGCAAGACUAUCCUGACAUCUGCCGCAAGGUCUUGAUCCUGGACUGGGAUGUGCACCACGGUAACGGUGUCCAAAACAUCUUCUACGACGACCCGAAUGUUCUCUACAUUUCCAUUCACGUAUAUCAAAACGGCGCCUUCUAUCCUGGAAAGUCGCCUGAUCCCAAUGUUCCUGACGGGGGAAUCGAAAACUGUGGCGUUGGACCAGGUCUUGGAAAGAAUAUCAAUAUUGGGUGGCACGAUCAGGGUAUGGGAGAUGGAGAAUAUAUGGCCGCUUUUGAAAAAAUCGUCAUGCCCAUAGCUAAAGAGUUUGACCCUGACCUAGUUGUCAUCUCGGCUGGGUUUGACGCCGCCGACGGAGACGAGCUCGGAGGCUGCUUCGUCACACCAUCAUGCUACGCUCACAUGACCCAUAUGCUCAUGUCCUUGGCCGAUGGCAAAGUCGCUGUUUGCCUCGAGGGCGGCUACAACUUGCAGGCUAUUUCAAACUCGGCAGUAGCUGUUGCACGGACUUUGAUGAGCGAGCCGCCGCCGCGCAUGAAGGUUCCCAUGAUCAACAGGGAGGCCGCGCGAACUCUAGCUAAAGUCCAGGCUCACCAAGCUCCCUACUGGGAAUGCAUGCGUCCCGGUAUCGUCAAUGUACCGGAAACGCAGUCGCUCGAUGGAAACCGUCUUCAUGAUGUCAUUCGCAGCGCGCAGCAGCAGGCUCUGCAGGCCAAGCAUAACAUGGUGCCGCUAUACGUGCAGCGCGAUCAAAUUUCCAAGUCCUUUGAGAAUCAAGUAUUGGUAACUCCAGAUUUACAAGAUGCUAGGCGGCUAUUGGUCAUCAUCCACGAUCCGCCACAGCUGCUAGCGCAGCCUGACGUCCUUGAUGGAUCUCUACAGAGCCACAACUCUUGGGUGGUGGAUGGCGUCACACAAUAUAUCGACUGGGCCGUUGGACAGAAGUUUGCAGUCAUGGAUGUCAAUGUUCCGGCCUACGUAUCGCAGGAUGCGGAUAUGGAAGCUUACAUCCCGGGCUACAAAGAGCGGGCAAUCCAGGAGCAGAUGCAGUCCCUGAUGUGCUAUCUGUGGGAUAACUUUCUCCAACUCAGUGACGCCGAGGAAAUAUUCCUGAUGGGUGUUGGAGACGCUUACCUCGGGGUCAAGGUGCUUCUCAUCAACAGAGACUGCAAAUCCAGAGUGUCUGGCGUCGUCAACUUUGUCACAGGCAGCUUGCGCCCGAUCAAAUCUGACAUUGACACAGAACUCUCAGCUUGGUACAAGAGCAAUUCCCGCGUCUACGUUGCCGGUAAUCAUGCCUGCUGGUCAGACCAUGACCUGACGCGUAAGGUACAGAAGCGUCGCUUCGGCACCGUGGUUCGUAGCGAAACGACCGGGCUGAAUAAGAUGAUGCGCGCGCAUGCGGAGGAGACGCAAAAAUGGAUCCUGGAACGUGUUGCUGAUACCCGAGGAGAGACGACUGAGGAUGAGAAGUUGCUGCAAUAA